CCGGAUAUGCUUUUGAUUCGACAACGAGGUCAAGUGGUCCGGAUAGUUUGUUGCAAGUGGCAUGAAGCACAACCAUGCGUGGAAGGCCACCGAAGUUGCGGGCAUCUCGUCGGCGCUCUUGAAGUGGUACGACACACAGCGACGAUGCCUCCCAUGGAGAGGUGACUCUACCCCAUACCUUGUGCGCGUGAACGAGCGCGACACCGACUACUGUGCGCCGAACGUUGUUACCCCGUAUGGCACAUGGGUGUCCGAAAUCAUGUGCCAGCAGACUCGAGUCGACACUGUCGUGGCGUACUAUACCAAGUGGAUGGACACGUUUCCAACGGUCCAGAGCCUCGCUGCAGCCGAUCCAGACCAAGUGAAUGCUGUGUGGGCCGGCUUAGGGUAUUACCGCCGCGCUCGCAUGCUGCAUCAAGGAGCGCAAUUCGUCAUGGACAAAUUCAAUGGGAAUAUGCCGCAUGACAUCGAAACACUCAAGACCAUUCCAGGAAUUGGGCCAUACACCGCAGGCGCGAUUGCAUCGGUGGCAUUCAACCAAGCCGAGCCCCUCGUCGAUGGCAACGUGAUCCGGGUCAUUUCCAGGCUCCGUGCAAUUGGAGGGGAUCCAAACCACAAGCCGCUCAUCAAAUUUUGCUGGUGGGGGCGCCUGUUCUCGUUGUUGAAUCGCCUUAGUGCCCAUCCUGUUGCGUUGGGUCGCUUUAGGGAAAGCGGCAAACGUCUCAUCGAUCCAUCACGUCCCGGAGACUUCAACCAAGCCCUGAUGGAGCUUGGGGCGACGGUGUGCUCGAUUCAGACUCCAGCUUGCGCAACCUGUCCAGUGCAGUCCUUCUGUCACGCCUAUGCUCAGUUCAAAGAGGACGGCAGUACUUCCCCCAACAACGCACCGCUUCAAGUCGAAUGUGCAGUCUGCGAUCUCACCCGCCUGGAGGAAUGGGGUGUUGAUGCACCGGCUGCAGUCACGAAAUUUCCGCUCAAGACUCGGAAAAAAGCGCCACGCAGCGAAGUCAUCAGUGUCGCUGUCGUGUAUCGCCAGCCUGGCGACACGAUGGAAUCGCGGCAAUAUCUCAUGGCGAAGCGGUCCGACCGAGGGCUGCUGGCCGGUCAGUGGGAGUUUCUAACGUCCAAGGUAAGCUCGCCGUCGACGAUGCCGUCUUGGCAGGACGGCAGUUGCGAUUCGAUUCCAUAACGUGGCUCACGUUCUUGUGAACAUGCCACCACGGGAUAUAUCUUUUGAAUUUCUCGGCACAGGCAACACACGACUCGGACAACGUUUCCGACUACGCGAUGCGCCGCACGUGGGCAAAUGACGGUAUCGCCACGGCGCUGAGUAUUCGACCGGAGACGCUGGAGGGUUUGAUCGUGCGUCGAUGCGACCGUGGCGAGCUCGUCCAUGUCUUUUCGCACGUCAAGCACCACAUGGGUGUCGAGGAAGUCGAAGUCGAUUGGCCGGGCGUGACGAAGCAACUCGAGUCGCCCAUGGUGCGGUGGAUGUCUUGCCAAGACAUGGCCGAGGUCGGUAUCACGACGGGGAUGAAGAAGGUGCUGAAUCUGGUCGUUAAAGCCGACUCGAAGGCGCGGGCCGUGACUCGGCAUGCAGCAUCUUCUCGCCAUGUCAAGCCGAAGGUUGUGGACAACGAAACCAGGCCGAUCACGGCCUUUUUCCAGUUUGCAGCCAAAUCAGCCACCGAGUAGCAAUCUCAUCUUGCAUGGUGCAUGAGAUACCACUCGAGUCGACUGGUUGGCGCCAUGAGAACAUGGGCAUGUGCCCGCUGUUGUCGAUGAAUAGGCAUGCUUUGCAAGCAAACAUGCGAGCCCGGAGAACGUUGUCAGCGAUUUUGUCGGGUCCACUGGGGCUGGGCGAACACCGCGCUGUAUACACGCUUUGGAUCUUCUGGAUAAAGUGCUUGUUGUACGAGGGCUGGUAAUAUCAAGAUUGGAUGGUCAGCAGAGAA
This is a messenger RNA of Aphanomyces invadans, 1955 nucleotides long. Its product is annotated as A/G-specific adenine glycosylase, variant 4. Gene Ontology annotation, biological process: mismatch repair; base-excision repair. Gene Ontology annotation, molecular function: 8-oxo-7,8-dihydroguanine DNA N-glycosylase activity; oxidized purine DNA binding; purine-specific mismatch base pair DNA N-glycosylase activity. Gene Ontology annotation, cellular component: nucleus. Lineage: Eukaryota; Oomycota; Saprolegniomycetes; Saprolegniales; Verrucalvaceae. Bases 62 to 1189 code for a protein of 375 amino acids. The transcript is spliced from 7 exons. The record is from RefSeq and is a predicted model, not a curated record.